GCCGUUGGUCUCCAGCCAAAGAUCAGCCUGCUGAGUUGCCCAUGUUGAGAUCUCGGAAGUUGUCCCAACGCUGAAACCCUUAUCUUUAACCUUUACAACAGCAGAUUUGUUUGUUUGUUUUUUCGCGAGUUUCCAUAUUAUAUUUUUAGCCCAAACAUCUUAGAAACACCAUGGCUUACGUCCCAGGAAACCCGGUGACGGCUGUUGUGGAACGAAUUGAGAUCCAGAAGUUGCGGGAGGGAGAACAUCUAAUCCUGGGCUUCAGCAUCGGAGGAGGCAUAGACCAGGACCCUUUGCAGAACCCCUUCUCUGAGGACAAAACUGACAAGGGUGUCUAUGUGACCAGGAUAACACCAGGAGGACCAGCAGACAAGGCAGGCUUGAGGAAGGGAGACAAAAUAAUGCAGGUGAACGGCUGGGAUGUGACCAUGAUGACCCAUGACCAGGCUCGUAAAAGACUAACAAAAAAGAAGGAGGAUGUGGUGCGACUACUGGUAACCAGAAAGUCAUUGGAGGAAGCUGUCAAAAAAUCUAUGGGCCAUUCCUAUAAACAGUAAUAUUGUGGCACUACACUGCUAAUGCAAUCGCAAAGGACUGAACACACUCAUGUACUGAGCUCCCAGAUGAUGGUUGCACCAUGAACUUUAUAACCUGUUAAUGCAAAAAAAAAAAAACCACACUACCCACAUCAGACAUAUCCAGAUGCCUGAUCCUGCAUAAGUUAGUUCUUACUCAUUCUGAUCAGUCCUUUGACAGUGAGAGGGGAUGCUCUUCCUUUCCAUAAACACUCAAACUCAUCUCAGAGCUCUCUGCUUUACUUUUUCUAAGUCUUUGUAAUGUCCAUAUAUAUCUGAUAGAGUGAUAGAGAAGUAACUUAUGGCAAUAAGCAAGGCACUAUCAGAAAUGUGCAGCACUCCAAAACCUUCUCAGCUCUACAGGGCAGAAUUCACAGUGAGAAUAUGGAAUACUGAAAUUUCUUUCUUAGCAAAAAGUCUUUAAACCCACUGUUGGUGUCCAGUUAUCAUAUGAAUUGUAAGCGGAAAAACAACAAUGCUUGUCAACCUUUUUACAGGAAGCUCUCCCAAACCCACAUCAUCCAUUUUGACUGAUUUUUUGGGAAUCAACGUUUUUGCUCAUUUAAAAUGUCGCUGUAUGUAUUGUAAGUAUUGUUUAGGGUCACGAAAGAUGAAUAGUUUAUGUAGAUAUUUAUGGGAAUUUCCAUAAUUCCUGUUUAUCUGAACAACAAGGGACUGAAAUUAGUUUUGUUUCAUAAAGUGCUUGGGUAUUGGUGUCUAAAUAGUGUAGUAGAACAUUCUUGAUUUUCUCCCAUUUAGUAGAUAUUUGGAAAAAAUAUUCUCAAACCAUAGCUUAUAGGAGUUCUGUGGUAAUCAGUCGUCGUCUCUCUUUAUGCAAUGUGUAGGAUGUUUUUUGGGUUUUUUUCGAAACGCAUCUAUCAUCCUUUUUGCGUACAACUGACCAAAGAAAGGUUUGAAGGACUGGAAAAAAUACAGAAAGCUCAUUGCUGUUUAUUACAUCCUUUAUGAUCAGCAUUUCAUCUCAUUUAAUUAAUGCUGUCAUUCCAAUUAAGAUUAUAGUAUCAACUGCCAAAGUGAAAGCUAAGUCACUAUUAAGUGAUGAAAAUAUGUAAAGCAUUUUUUUUUAAAUACACAGUAUACACUUUUAUAAUAAUGUUUCUCCACCACUUAUCCCUUCACUGAUGUAUAUUUCCAUUGUAUUUAUCUUGUUUUUUGUUGACGUCUAUAACGUGUAGGAAAGUAGCAUCCUGUCUCUCUGCGUCUGCUAAAGAAACAACACAGUUUCUUCCAAGUUACUUCUAAGUCCCAUAUAAACAAUAUUCCACAAGCUGGACCUACUUUCAGAUGAUACCAUGUCACAUCAGUUUCAGUCCGUUCGCUUAAUCACCUUUAUCGGGUUUAGCAAGAGAAAGUUGGUAAAAUUCUGUUCUGAUGGAACCAAACCCAGUAGUUUCACACUGGAGUCAGCUACAUUCAGAUUGUGUCAAACCGUAAAAUGUUUUGAACCUGUUUAUUGUCAAUGAGCAGUCCAAGUCCAAGUCGAAACUGCAAACCUCAACCCAGCAGGAGUGAAUGUUUUUUGAUAACUCGGAGUGUAUGCAGCUGCUUUAAAUGAAUACUUAAAACCACUACGUUUAAUCAUAGCUAUUUGUUCAUAUGUUCUAUUUAACCAUUCCUCUGUUGUUUCCGCAGCACAAUGAUUUAGUGCCUCUGUCAUGCACUACGUAACAUUGCAGAUGAGUGAUUUAAUAUUAACUGUUAACAAUAUUUUGGUUUUGAAAAUUUACAGUACUGAAAUUGAUUUUACACUACUAACCUUAUAUCUGGAAGAUCUUAUUGGCUUUUUUUUUGUUAUUCUGGUGAUAUAAAAAUUAUGUUUUGUAUGGGUUUUAUAGACCAAUUUGAUCUGUAGUUUUCAAUCCAAAAUGAACAUUUUCUUGUGAAGAAAAAAAAAAAACAGCAUUAUUACUGGUAAAGUAAUCAUGCAGUGGGGAGGCAGCAAUAUCC
Messenger RNA from Toxotes jaculatrix (banded archerfish), 2543 nucleotides. RefSeq names its product Tax1 (human T-cell leukemia virus type I) binding protein 3 (gene tax1bp3). Lineage: Eukaryota; Metazoa; Chordata; Actinopteri; Toxotidae. The coding region runs from base 171 to 557 and encodes 128 amino acids. Gene Ontology annotation, cellular component: postsynaptic membrane; adherens junction; postsynaptic density. The record is from RefSeq and is a predicted model, not a curated record. The transcript is spliced from 4 exons. Gene Ontology annotation, biological process: neurotransmitter receptor transport postsynaptic membrane to endosome; neurotransmitter receptor transport, endosome to postsynaptic membrane. Gene Ontology annotation, molecular function: protein binding.